AUGUCUCUAACAGUACCACAGGGCGCAGUAGUGAAAGUCACAUCCACGUCUGAAGUCUCUGAAGUGAUUAAGUUCGCCCGGAAGCAUCGUAUCUCUUUCGCUGUAGAAGCCGGGGGACAUUCCACCACCGGGUCCUCGGCAUCUCAUGGCGGCAUUGUAAUCAGCCUGUCUCAGAUGCGCAAAGUCCUCACAGACCCCGCUUCAAAGACGGUUUGUGUACAAGGUGGCGCAACCUGGCAGGAUGUCAACAGCUCUACGGCUCCCUACGACUUAGUGGUUGUGGGUGCGACUUCAAGUCAUGCCGGCGUCGGAGGAUCGACACUGGGGGGAGGAUACGGAUGGCUAACAGGGAGGUAUGGUCUGAUUAUUGACAGCCUGCUGAGUGUCAGGAUGGUGCUCGCAGAUGGGUCCAUCGUCGAAGCGUCGGAAACGACUUCCCCGGAUCUUUUCUGGGCGGUUCGAGGUGCCGGACAAGCCUUCGGCGUGGUGACCGAGCUUGUCUUCCGUGCGUAUGAUCUCAAACAUCACGUAUUUGGGGGAGCCCUUUACUUUACACCAGAUAGGCUAGCAAAAAUUGUGGAGUUUGCCAAUGAGUUCCACCGUCGCAUGAAUGAGAAUAGCGGCCUCAUGUUUGGGUUCACGGCCCCUCCGUUUAUGGAAGAGACGGCUGUACUGGUCAUUCCUUUCUAUAAUGGCAGCCGCGAAGAGGCUGAAGACUUUUUUGAACCCAUCCUCUCAGCCGGCCCUGCUGCGGGGCAAACCGACAUGAUGUCUUAUACGAAACUCAACGCGGUGGCUAAUGUAGAUCCGUCUCCAGAGGGCCGCAAAAACAUCAACGGGACUAAUAUUUCCCUGCCCUUUGACACUGACUUUGUGUACGACGUAUACAAGCAGUUUGACAGGAUAAUGAAAAGCUGUCGGAGGGUGGGGAAUAGUGUGCUCAUGUUUGAGCUGCUGCCAUAUAAUCACAUUAUUGAAGUACCAUUGGACGCUACGGCUUGCGCCAAUCGGGGCCGGUACUACAAUGUUGGCUCGAUCUUCUGCUGGCCGGAUCCAGAUCUCGACCAGAAGAUGCUGACCGAGCAGCAGGGUAUUAUCUCCAAGAUCGAGAAUUUCGGAUCAGGAUCCCGUGAUGAGGGCGAAAAGCGUGUGGCUAAAUAUGCCAACUAUGCUGGGCAUAAUAUCAGUGCUGCAAACCUGUUCGGCGAGAACUUGGAGCGGUUGCAGCAGUUGAAGAGAGCCUACGAUCCCAACAAUGUCUUCAGAAAGUGGCACGACCUCCUCCAUCAAAAGAACCCAGUAUAA
Molecule: messenger RNA, 1305 nt
Organism: Aspergillus oryzae RIB40
Lineage: Eukaryota; Fungi; Ascomycota; Eurotiomycetes; Eurotiales; Aspergillaceae
Product: FAD-binding oxidoreductase
Exons: 2
Coding region: 1-1305 (434 amino acids)
Molecular function (GO): FAD binding; oxidoreductase activity
Source: RefSeq, a predicted model, not a curated record